Molecule: messenger RNA, 807 nt
Organism: Amyelois transitella
Lineage: Eukaryota; Metazoa; Arthropoda; Insecta; Lepidoptera; Pyralidae
Product: myosin regulatory light chain, smooth muscle
Exons: 6
Coding region: 89-796 (235 amino acids)
Biological process (GO): locomotion; post-embryonic development
Cellular component (GO): cytoplasm; myosin II complex
Molecular function (GO): myosin heavy chain binding; calcium ion binding
Source: RefSeq, a predicted model, not a curated record
GGAACCGCUCAGUCGUGAGAAAGUUCGCAUAUGCGAGAGUGCUGCGGAGAAUCCAGUAUACAUAUCUUGGUAACACGAUCGUAGACACAUGGAGGAGCAAAAUGGAACGGCUAAACAAAAAAGCAAGUCAAAAGGAGAGAGACGUAAAAGCCGUCCGGAAGUUGAAAUUGCGCGCGACGAAAUAAAACAAUUCAAGGAAAAUUUGUUACAAUCCAUUUCUGCGGGAGAUGGUUCCAUAAUAUCGGAGAGUGAGCUGCCAGUUCCCGGGUACUCCCGUUCCCGCUCCGCUUCAAAGGCGCGGGAAGCGCUCCACAUACCAGAUAGCGUUUUGGCGGAACUAGACGAAUCUAAAAUCUUCGAGCUGAAAGAGGCGUUUCUGCUGUUCGACCUGGACGGUGAUGGGUGUAUCGACCACAACGACUUGCGCGGCACUCUGGUCAGCCUCGGAGAGAAGGUGGAUGAGCAAGCUGUGCGCAGCAUGUUAGCCGAGGCCCCAAACCCAUUGGAUUUCGACGGAUUUGUAAAUCUUCUGGGGUACAAGACCUUGGAACUGGACUCUGAGGAAACCCUGGUCGCCGCUUUGUCGCGUUGGGACAAGGACCACUCUGGUCUCAUCUCAGAAGACAGGAUUCGGCAUGACCUCAUGACGUGGGGCGACCGAUUCACGGAGAAAGAAGCCAACUACGCAUUGGACGAAGCCCCGAUUGUCCAAAAAAAUGGCAACGCCAUGAUCGACUACGUACGUUUUUGCAGCCAACUGUGCGGUCUCCGAAAACCGAACAAAAAGGACGCAUAAUAAAAGCUAUU